AUGGUGUCCCUCCCACCAAUGUUCAACCGUCGUCGGCGGCAUCAUGAUGGCCCUGAGCUACCAACGCAUAACAAGCACUCCUCGGGUCGGCGCGACAGUAGUGCAACUCGCGUCCUCGCCGAGGAGUACAGCAUGCGACGCCGGCCAUCGGUUAAGUUAUGGAUCAAGCUGCAUUGGCUGGAUUUGUUAACUAUGGCCAUCUUUGGCGCAAUCACUCUCGGCAUCUUCCAAGCGCCUCUUGUAACUCACCGCCCGUUCCCCGUUCGUUUCAACAACAACUCCAACGGCUCAUCCUCGCCCUCUGGCGACAUCGUCUAUCCCGAGUUCGCCUACCCGCACAGGCCGCAGAUUGUGCCCAACUGGGCCGCCACCAUCGCGGCCAUGUUCUUCCCCAUACUCGUCAUGGCACUGGCGCAGAUCCGCGUGCGCUCCUUUUGGGACUUUUCCAACGGCGUCAUCGGCCUACUCAACGCGCUCGUCCUCAGCACUUUCUGUCAGAUCCUGCUCAAGUGGCUGAUCGGCGGCCUCCGGCCCAACUUUUACGACACGUGCAAGCCGGACUUGUCCCUGGCCGCCAGCAGAAACCAGAGCGGCACCGAGGGCAUCGGCUACGGUGGCAUCAUGUACACGACGGCCAUCUGCACGGGCGACAAGAAGGACAUUGACAAUGCGCUCGAGAGCUGGCCCAGCGGCCACACCACGGCCGCGUUUGCGGGAUUCGUCUACCUCAGCCUGUACCUCAACGCGAAGCUCAAGGUGUUUGCGAACCACCACCCGGCGCUGUGGAAGCUGGCCCUCGCUUACUUUCCGAUCCUGUGCGCGGUGCUCAUCGCCGGGUCGCUGUCUGUCGACGGCAGCCACAACUGGUACGAUAUCCUGACGGGCAUGGUCAUCGGGAUCACGUUUGCGCUCUCGGCCUACAGGUCAGUGUACGCGUCGGUCUGGAACUGGCGGACCAACCACAUUCCGCUGCACCGGGGCUUGCCGUUCGGCGAAGGGGAGGAUGACAUUGUGGGUAUGCGGUGGACCAUGACCAGGAAGGCCGGGUGGGGAAGGCGGACCAAGACCAAGGGGAUGCGGUUCGGGAAGAAGAAGCGGGGCACUGAUGGUGGUGUUCUCGGUGGUGAGAAGCACGCGACCGAAUUAGGGCAAGGGAACAGCGUGGCACCCGCCAAUCACUAUGAGGGCAACAACUUCAACAACGACAUGGCGUUUGGCGCCGGCCCUACGGUGCCAGGCUCAGCAGCGACGCAUCAUGAUUCUCGCGUGCCGACGCAGCAUGAAGUGCGACGUGGGGGAGACAAUAUUGUCUAG
Molecule: messenger RNA, 1314 nt
Organism: Pyricularia grisea
Lineage: Eukaryota; Fungi; Ascomycota; Sordariomycetes; Magnaporthales; Pyriculariaceae
Exons: 2
Coding region: 1-1314 (437 amino acids)
Biological process (GO): phospholipid metabolic process
Molecular function (GO): phosphatidate phosphatase activity
Source: RefSeq, a predicted model, not a curated record